ACGUGGAUGUGUUUGGGAAAGUUAUACUAGAAAGGAUGUCGUUCUUCAUCCGAAACACAAGAGGGAGAGGCCGAAGAAUCUCAAAGGCCACUGAUAGAAAGAAAAGUUUGACAAAGUCUGCAAAUCUCAUAAGGAAGUCAGGUGGUGAAGAUGAAGAUGAACAGCUACCAGCAAAGAAGUUGAAGAAAAUUGCAAAUUAUGACGAUGAAAUUGAAAGUGAUUCUGAUGUGGAUAUCAGUGGAGAAGACAGACUUCGACAAACGCACUACACGUCAUCUGAGGACGAAGCAGAAACAGCCCAGGAGAAGAAACUGAGAUUGGCUAAACAGUACUUGGCUGAUCUCGAGGCCGAUGAGUCUCAACGAAGAGAGGAAGAUGACAUCGGCCGAGAUAUUAUAUCUCACAGAUUAAAACAGGAUAUUCUGGAACAAUCAGGAAAACUACACAAAUCUGUAGCAACUGAUUACCUACCUCCAUCACCAGCUGAUAUUCGUGUGUUACGUGGCCACCAGCUCUCCAUCACUUGUCUUGUUAUCUCCCCUGAUAAUCAACAUAUAUUUAGUGGUUCCAAAGAUUGCUCUAUCAUAAAAUGGAAUGUAAUGACUGGUAAAAAAGUGCACAUUAUUCCGGGUGGACGGAAAGGAACCGAAAAAAAACAUAUAGGUCAUACUGCACAUGUGCUGGCAAUUGCCAUAUCUUCAGAUGGGAAAUAUUUGGCUUCUGGAGAUAGAAACAAGUUGAUUCACAUCUGGAAUCCUGAGACCUUUGAUCUAAUUCACUCAUUUAGGGGCCACAGGGAUGCAGUCUCCGGCUUGGUUUUCAGGAAAGGUUCCCACCAGCUCUUCAGUGCGUCACACGAUAGAUCUGUGAAAAUAUGGAACCUGGAUGAAAUGGCCUAUGUUGAAACUUUAUUUGGUCACCAGUACUGCAUCACAGCUAUAGACAGUUUGAGUCGGGAGCGUGCCGUGACUUGUGGUGGUCGAGAUAACAGUAUCAGAAUCUGGAAGGUGAUCGAGGAGUCCCAGCUUGUGUUUAUUGGUCAUGGGGGAAGUGUAGACUGUGUGUCCCUUAUCAAUGAGAAUAAUUUCAUAUCUGGAGCAGAUGAUAAUUCCCUGAGUGUAUGGAGUGUGAUGAAGAAGAAGCCUCUAAUAUGUGUCCAGAACGCUCACUCAGGGGAGCCGUCUAAGCCUGGUGGGGCCUCCCAGGAGAACUGGAUCACAGCUGUGUGUUCACUCCAGUUCACAGAUCUUGUGGCUUCAGCAGGGUCGAAGGAUGGCUACAUCAAGUUUUGGAAGUGCCACAAUGAUUUUAGAUCCCUGGAUCCAGUGUUUUCAUUGCCAGUGGCUGGCUUUGUGAACAGUCUUCAGUUCUCUUCAGAUGGAUCAUUCCUUGUGGCUGGUGUUGGCCAGGAACACAAGCUGGGCCGGUGGUGGAGGAUGAAAGAAGCCAAGAACAGCAUCUGCAUUGUACCUCUUAAAAAGAAGGGUCAAACAUAGCAUAAGUAAUCAUUGCUAACCACAAAGAUCAUGAAGCAACAUAAAGUCCUGAAAAACCAUUAAACAGGUACAGUUUGAAAAUCUGAGAAAAUGCCUUUCCUAACAGGUUAUUUACUCGUAUGUCACAUGGUUAGAAUA
Molecule: messenger RNA, 1634 nt
Organism: Liolophura sinensis
Lineage: Eukaryota; Metazoa; Mollusca; Polyplacophora; Chitonida; Chitonidae
Product: U3 small nucleolar RNA-interacting protein 2-like
Exons: 14
Coding region: 36-1496 (486 amino acids)
Cellular component (GO): small-subunit processome
Molecular function (GO): protein binding; U3 snoRNA binding
Source: RefSeq, a predicted model, not a curated record